CUCGAGGACGUCGCCACGCGGUUCCUCACGCACCUGCCCGCGACCGAGCUGAGGACCGCGGACCGCCUCUUCUUCCAGAUCGAGCAGGCGCACUGGUUCUACGAGGACUUCCUCGCGGACGCGCCGGGCGCGAAGCUGCCGCACCUCCACCUCGGCGCGUUCGCGGAGAAGCUCUUCGAGAGCUGCGAGCUCUUGAAGCCCAUGAAGGAGGCGUUCCCGAACCUCAUGAAGGACUUCCGGGCCUACAAGAACAGCAUCCCCGUCUGCGGCUGCGUGCUCCUCGACCCGUCGCUGACCCGGGUCGUGCUCGUCUGCAACUGGGCGAAGACGUCGUGGGGCCUGCCCAAGGGCAAGCUGAACCAGCACGAGGCCAAGUACCUCGCGGCGAAGCGCGAGGUGCUGGAGGAGACGGGCUACGACGUCGGCUACGACAUGGGCGACGAGGACUGCAUCGAGGUCAUGAACAAGAAGCAGAACGCGGCCAUGUUCUGCGUCCCGGACGUGCCGCUGGACUACCCCUUCGAGCCCCGCGUCCGCAAGGAGAUCUCCGAGGUCAAGUUCUUCCCCAUCGACGAGCUCCCGGCGAAGCAGUGGAACGUCGACAUCUUCGUCCCCAACAUCAAGCGCUGGAUCAAGCGCCGC
Molecule: messenger RNA, 642 nt
Organism: Aureococcus anophagefferens
Lineage: Eukaryota; Pelagophyceae; Pelagomonadales; Pelagomonadaceae
Exons: 1
Biological process (GO): deadenylation-dependent decapping of nuclear-transcribed mRNA
Cellular component (GO): cytoplasm
Molecular function (GO): manganese ion binding; RNA binding; hydrolase activity
Source: RefSeq, a predicted model, not a curated record